This is a messenger RNA of Cyanistes caeruleus (blue tit), 3351 nucleotides long. The record is from RefSeq and is a predicted model, not a curated record. Lineage: Eukaryota; Metazoa; Chordata; Aves; Passeriformes; Paridae.
GGCCGAGCAGUAAGACACAAUAGGCGGUGGGCAGAAACCGAUGCACAGGGAGUUCCACCUGAACACGAGGAAGAACAGAUUGUCCAGAGAGGGUGUGGAGUUUCCCUCACUGGAGAUAUUCAGGAACAGGCUCUGUCUUCUGGAAGGCUGUCAGGAGCAGUUAAACUAACAAAUGGAAGAAAUCGGUUUGGCUUAAGGAAAGAAUGCCAAUCUGAUGCAGAAUUCUAUUCCACUGAAUCUGACAAUCAGGUUGAUACUAUUCAGAAUGGACUUGACCAUUGUGCAACUUUACUGAAGAAUAUCUUAAAAAAGGAAGCUACAGGAAGGGAGACUGUCAAUAAACAACCUGGGAAAACAGCUACCUGUAAAUUUACUUCCAAGCCUUUUCUAACCAAAGGAAAUACCUCCAAGAAGAAAGGGUUGAAAAGAGUCAAUACUCCUGCCCCUGUCCAAAAAGAAAUUGUGCCAAUAUUAAAUAGAAAAAUUGCCUCAUCUACCACACUUCCUACUGAGAAGGAACUUUCCAGUGCAGCAGAGAAUCAGAUGGUUCAAUCAAUUCAUGUGCCUUGCAAUGAACACUCUCCUGGGGUGUAUCAGAAACUGUAUGAGCAUGUGCAAACCCAGAUGUCUCUGAUAACUGGCCAGCCCACACAGAAGAGUAAUGAAAUUCCGCCUACCUCCACAUCAGCACGGUCCCUGCAGCAUUCAGCUAAUCCUUUAUCCACUCAUUCUGGUGGUCCUGUAGAGAGUGCCAAUGAAUGUGUUCCGGAGAUGGGAGGACCUGCGGUUUGCCCAGUGGUUGCUGCUGCUGCUGCACAAAUACAGUCUGGAACUGCUCCACCUGGUGUGAUCCCUUGUACAGCACCUGGAGCAUCAACCCCUUCAGUGCCUGCUUUGAUCCCAACAUCCUCUGCCAGAGAGAUGGCCCCAAGCCAAGAGCAGCAGAUGAAAGAAGCAGAUGUGAUGUGGUGCAUACAAGCCCUGUUACAAUCCAAUGAAAUCCUGAAUGGCAGGACUGAACAGAGGGGCCAUCACCACUGUCCAGCAAAACAUGAUGGCUCAUGUGACACAGAGGAGGAUACUUCUGAAGAGCACAGUGAGGACAUGGUCAGUGAAGAAGAUGAAUUGACUGUACUUGACGUGUCUCCAGUGAAAGAUACAAGCUGUAAGACAAGUUAUGUGAGGAAAGUUCUAAAAUCUAGAAAGGAAAGUCCAGAAGAAACAGCCCAUAAAGUUAGGACUAUAAAGCAUCUUAUGGGUGAGCUCAGAGCGCUGGUAAUAGAUCAAGGUGACUCAGAAAUGCUGAGGUUGAUGAGUGAAAUAGAAGACUCUGUAUCAUUGCUGCCAGCUGUAGUGGGAAGUACAAAUAUCCAGGCUGAAAUAGCUCUGGCUUUGCAGCCUCUGCGGAGUGAAAAUGCCCAGCUGCGCAGGAGACUAAGAAUACUAAACCAGCAACUUAGGGAACAAGAAAGCAGUGAGAAGACAUCUGGACAGAGCUGCAGCUAUGAAUUGGUCUCUUUGCAGUCCUUGAAUAUAAUGCUCCAGAGUCAAUUAAAAGAAUCGCAGAAAGGCCUUGAUUCACUGCAGGCUAAAAAUGAGGAACUACUGAAAAUAAUAGAAAGUCAGAAAGAAGAAAAUAAACAUCUUGGAAAAGGUAUUCAAGAUAAAGAAGAAGAAUUGCUAGAAAACAAACAGCAUUAUGACAUUCAUUCCACCAAGCUAAAGAUUGAAGUGGAAGAGGCAUUAGGAACUGUGAAGAGCCUUCAGUUUAAGCUGGAAGCUUCAGAGAAAGAAAAUAAGAUUUUGGGCAUAACAUUACGUCAGCGUGAUGCAGAAGUUAAGAGAUUGAGGGAAUUAACCAGAACUUUGCAGGGCAGCAUGGCCAAGCUUCUUUCUGACCUCACAGGGGACAAUGUCAGACCCAAACCUGAAAAAGCUCUCUCAAAGUCUCUUUUGGAAGACCAUGAAAAGCAGAUGCAACCUGAGCUGUUCCCUGGGAGUACUUCAGUAAUGACUUACCUUAAAACAUUGGAAAUGGAUCAUAUUUUGAUAGAUACAGAUCUUCAAUUCCCAAAUAAAAUUGGAGAAGUAGAAAUGCAAAAUCUGUCCUAUGAAAAGUUUGCUGCUGAAGGAAGUAAAAUUAACAGUACAUUCACAGAAGAACGAACUUCAGCUCCCAAAGGACCACCAGCUCCAUUGAAGCAAGAUGCAGAAACAGGGAGUGAUUCUGGAACUUUACUAGAUGAUCAAACCAAGUUGGAUGAGACAAUUUAUAUUCCACUAACUAGCAGUGCCUCUAAAAAACAGCAGUCAGUCUCUGGAAGAAGCAGUGUGCUACCCCAGAGCAGAGGGGCUUGUCAGAGGCUGGAUUACCACUGUGAGUUUCCAAGCUCUGUGCAGCAGUAUGGAUGUGAGGAUCCAGCUCUACUGAAUAAAUUAAAUGCUGGAUACAGUGUGAAAAACAGUGUGGAAAACACGCUUGAAGUUACGGGGGAUAAAGCAAAGCCAGAAGGAGACAAAGUCCAAGUGAGACCAAGAAGCAUUCCAAGUGGGGCUGCAAAAGAUUUCAUGGAUAAACCAGACCAGCCUCAGCCUGGUCCAUACCCUCGUGCAUCGAUGCCAUUUCCAACAGGGAUUUCUCAAAAAACAGGCAGUAAAGCAGCUGAUUUUAGUUGCAUUUCAUUUGAUGAUUUCUCAGGGAGGUCUGACUGGAGUGCAUCUUCUUUCUCAACAUUUACUUCUCGAGAUGAAGAAGACUUUAAAAAUAGCUUAGCAGCCUUGGAUGCCAACAUAGCCAGGUUACAAAGGACUCUGCAGAGUAACAUUAGGAAACAAUGAGUAUGAGAAAGCAAAAUGGGCUAUAGCUAUUUGGAUGAUUUUUUUCUGAAGUAUAUUAAGUAUGGUACUGAUAUGUAUAUUUGUAUACAACUUGUAUUAACAACUUGUUCCUAGCUGUUUCAAUUAUGGAUAGAAUUUGUUUCUCAUUAGGCUGUGGUGCUGCUCCCCUUGAUGUGUACAACUUGAAAUAACUGGCUUUUUAUAUAAAAUAGAAAUGGCUUUUUUAAUUAGGACUUUGUUUUAUACUCUUUACUUGCAAAAUUAAAUGUACUUGUUUACUUGUGGGUUUUUUUCCUUCCCCAAAGAACUAUUGUAAGGUGCUGUACAUGAGCAAGAGGUUCCACAGGUAGAGGCCAAGGAGGAGCUAGUUACAGAGCAGUUCUGCAGGAAUACUAAGAGUUACAGUUGUUAAGUCAGGAUCAUUCUAUUCCAAAAACAAAGGCAACCAUCAAUAUGGGAUUUUUAGUGUUUGAUAUGUCCUAUGAAAUAUAUGAAGCAAUCUUUUUUUACUCA